This is a messenger RNA of Erythranthe guttata (spotted monkey flower), 5577 nucleotides long. Its product is annotated as Tetratricopeptide repeat (TPR)-like superfamily protein. Gene Ontology annotation, molecular function: protein binding. NCBI's taxonomy places the organism in Eukaryota, Viridiplantae, Streptophyta, Magnoliopsida, Lamiales, Phrymaceae. Gene Ontology annotation, cellular component: cytoplasm. The record is from RefSeq and is a predicted model, not a curated record. Gene Ontology annotation, biological process: organelle organization.
CCUCGCCCCCCCGCCCCCCCCUUAUCCUAUCUUCAAUACUUCACCUCAAAAACUCAAUUACACUCCACCAUUUCCAUUUCCAUUUCAUUUGCAUGGCUACCAAUAUUUCUUAAGCUCCCUUCCUUUCUUUUUCUCCAAAAAACACACCAAAAACACACACACACACACACACACAGUUACACACACAAAAAAAAAAUGGCGCCGAAGUCGAGUAAGGGAAAGGGAAACAAAUCCAAGAAUGAGAAGAAGAAGAAAGAAGAGAAAGUUGUACCUAGUGUUCUUGAUAUAACCGUCAUCACCCCUUACGAAACUCAACUCGUUCUCAAGAGCAUCUCCACUGAUAAGAUACUGGAUGUGAAGAAGCUGCUGGCUGUUAAUACCGAAACAUGCCACCUCACUAACUUUUCUCUCUCUCACGAGGUUAGAGGAACGAAAUUGAGUGACAAAUUGGAGGUUGUUAAUCUGAAGCCAUGCCUACUGAGAAUGGUUGAAGAGGACUACACGGAUGAGUCACGUGCGGCGUCCCACGUGCGGAGGCUCCUCGACAUCGUCGCGUGCACGACGCGCUUCUCCAAACCCAAGGCCGCCGGCGGCGGCGGCGGGACGGAAACUCGUCCCAAAAAAAAUAGUAAAACUCAACAGGUCGCUGCAGCGGCGGUGUCUCCGGAUGGAUUGUUGCAGUCGCCGGAAACUCCGCCGCCGGCGAUAUCAGGGAGUUACGAUAUGGUGGCGAUCCACCCGAUCCCGAAGCUAUCGGAUUUCUACGAGUUCUUCUCUUUCUCUCACCUCUCUCCACCCAUACUACAUUUGAAAAGAGUAGAAAGUAAAGUUGGGGAAACGCAGCGGGAUGGUGAUUUUUUCGAAAUGCAGAUAAAGAUAUGCAAUGGAAAGUUAAUACAAGUGAUGGCAUCAGAGAAAGGGUUCUACAGUUUAGGUAAACAGUUUUUACGGAGCCAUUCUCUGGUGGAUCUUCUGCAACAGCAAAGUCAAGCUUUUGCCAAUGCAUAUGCGUCUUUGAUGAAAGCGUUUGUUGAACACAACAAGUUUGGUAACCUACCAUACGGUUUCCGUGCCAAUACCUGGCUUAUCCCUCCUUCGAUUGCUGAGUCAGCAUCACAAAACGUGCCGCUCCCUACAGAGGAUGAGAACUGGGGGGGAAGUGGUGGGGGCCAAGGAAGAUUAGGACAGUAUGAUCGUAGACCAUGGGCAACAGACUUUGCAAUAUUGGCAAGCUUACCUUGCAAAACCGAAGAAGAGAGAGUUGUUCGUGAUAGAAAGGCGUUUUUGGUUCAUAAUCUUUUUCUGGAUGUUUCCAUUUUUAAAGCUGUUUCAUCCAUUCAGAAAGUCAUAGAUUCUGCUGCUAAGGCUACGUCAGAGUUUCCUCUCGGAUCCGUUGUGCACGAGAGUCAAAUUGGAGACCUCUCUAUUACUGUCAAAAGAGACGACGCAGAUGCAAGCUUGAAAAGGGAACUGAAGAUUAUUGGCAGUAAAGGCUUGAAUGAAUCUGCCAAGGAAGUUUCUCAGAGAAAUCUGCUUAAAGGAGUAACAGCUGAUGAAAGUGUAAUUGUACAUGAUACUUCUUCUUUGGGAGUUGUAGUUGUAAGACACUGUGGCUACACUGCAACAGUGAAGGUUGUUGGAGAUGUAAAAAAGGGAAGGAGCCUUCUACAAGAUAUUGAUAUUGAUGACCAACCAGACGGGGGGGCCAAUGCACUUAAUAUUAACAGUUUACGAGUGCUGCUUCAUGAGCCAAGUGCUGAAUCAUCGGUCAGAGGCCAAACUGAUACGAAGGAUCUGGUCCAGAAAGUAAUAAAAGAUAGUCUGACAAUUCUUGAUAGUAGUCCAGCUAUAGCAGAAAGUUGUUUCAGAUGGGAACUCGGUUCUUGUUGGGUACAGCAUCUUCAGAAGCAGGAAACACCAGCAGAUAAUAAUUCUGGUAGUCGUAAAGAUGAUAAUAAGGUUGAGCCUGUGGUUAAAGGACUUGGCAAACAAUUUAAACUGCUAAAGAAAAGGGAAAACAAAUUAGCGAGUGCCAGUGAGAAAGAAGAGGAGUGCCUAAACAUGGAAAACAACAUGGCGGAGAUAAAUAUCUACGAGUCUAACAGUGAGUUGCUGAAAUAUGUUCCUGGUGACGCCUUCUUACGCUUAAAAGAAACUGGGAUUGGCCUUCAUACAAAGUCGGCGGACGAACUGGUCAAGAUGGCACACGAGUAUUACAAUGAUGUUGCUUUACCUAAGCUGGUCACAGACUUUGCUUCACUUGAACUUUCUCCAGUUGAUGGUCGUACGCUGACUGACUUCAUGCAUCUUAGAGGGUUAAAGAUGUGUUCAUUAGGCCGUGUGGUUGAACUUGCGGAUAAGCUUCCUCAUAUACAGUCUCUUUGUAUUCAUGAAAUGGUUACACGAGCUUUUAAGCAUAUCCUUCGAGCUGUUAUUGCUUCUGUUGGGAGCAUGGAUAACAUGGCUACUGCUAUAGCCACAACAUUAAAUUUCUUGCUCGGGUCUUGCAAUGUCAAAAGCAAUGACCCAACCGAUCAAAUUCUCAAAUUGCACUGGUUGCGGGCCUUUUUGGAGAAAAGAUUUGGUUGGAAACUGAAAGACGAGUCCCAACACUUACGAAAGUUAUCAAUUCUCAGGGGACUUUGUCACAAGGUUGGAUUAGAGAUAGUCCCUAAGGACUAUGAUAUGGAAAGCUCCACUCCUUUUACGAAGUCUGAUAUCAUCAGCAUAGUGCCAAUUUGCAAGCAUGUGGGGUGCUCUUCUGCGGAUGGUCGAACUCUACUAGAGUCAUCCAAGAUUGCACUUGACAAAGGGAAGUUAGAAGAUGCUGUCAAUUAUGGGACAAAGGCUCUGGCGAAGAUGAUAGCUGUUUGUGGUCCUUAUCAUCGCACAACUGCAAGUGCUUACAGUCUUCUUGCUGUUGUUCUGUAUCACACUGGAGACUUUAAUCAGGCGACUAUAUAUCAGCAGAAGGCAUUAGAUAUCAAUGAGAGGGAGCUGGGCCUUGACCAUCCAGAUACAAUGAAGAGCUACGGGGAUCUUUCGGUGUUCUACUACCGUCUUCAGCAUAUUGAAUUAGCUCUCAAGUAUGUCAACCGUGCCUUGUACCUUCUUUAUUUCACAUGUGGGCUUUCUCACCCGAACACAGCAGCUACGUACAUAAAUGUAGCUAUGAUGGAAGAGGGCAUGGGAAAUGUUCAUGUUGCUCUCAGAUAUCUGCACGAAGCUCUUAAGUGCAACCAAAGGCUAUUAGGAGCAGACCACAUACAGACUGCUGCUAGCUACCACGCCAUCGCUAUAGCUCUUUCAUUGAUGGAAGCGUAUACCCUCAGCGUACAACAUGAACAAACUACAUUGCAAAUUCUUCAGGCUAAACUGGGAGCAGAGGAUCUUCGUACUCAGGAUGCUGCUGCAUGGCUUGAAUAUUUUGAGUCGAAAGCCUUAGAACAACAAGAAGCAGCACGUAACGGAACUCCGAGACCAGAUGCAACCAUUGCCAGCAAAGGUCACCUGAGUGUGUCAGAUCUCCUCGAUUUUAUAAGUCCAGAUCAGGAGUCGAAGGCUGCAGACGCUCAGAGGAAGCGCCGUUCAAAGGUUUCUCCAGUUGGUGAUAAAUCCCCUGCAGAACUGCCCGAAGAAAAGAGUGGGAAUACCAUUAACACUGGAGGUACAGAAAUCAGUGCUACAGUGGAGGAAACUAGCAGCAAAGAGGAUAAAGUAGAUACUAAAUCCUUUCGAGAAGUAUCCAAGGAGACUGAAGCCCGAUAUAAGAGUCCAAUUUCCGAAGAAAUCAUCCAAGAAGUAAAGUCAGAAGAAGGGUGGCAAGAAGCAACUUCUAAAGGGCGGUCAGGAAAUGGAGCUUCUAGAAAGUCCAACAGAAAGCGUCCAAAUCUUGCCAAAUUAAAUAUAAACGCCACGUACUCGCACUAUAAGGACAGCGGUUACAGAAAGGAGGCUGUUUCUCAGGGACAACAACAUAAGCCCGCAUCAAAGACGGUGUCUGCCGAAGUGACUCUCGUGAAACAACCUGGUACUCUAAGCUUAGCUAACACCGACGAUUCAACAAAAGUGCCUGCGAAGAUUACAGUGUCCAAAGUUUCUCUCAAUGCAUUAGCUUCCAAGUCACUGUCGUACAAAGAAGUAGCAGUGGCUGCACCUGGUACGGUUCUCAAGCCCUUACUGGAGAAAGCCGAAGAAUUAAGUGACGAAAAAGAUGAUAACCCGAUAUGCAAUAGUCCCAAAACGACAACUCAGCAAGACAAUGUUGCAAAUGGAGACAGUGAAGGUGAUAUUCACGACACUGGAUCUGAGUUGCCUCGUUCUCAAUCGGAAAUUUCAAAUUCGAGUAACGAAGAGAAGCUUCUAGAAACAAACGGAAGCAAACUCUCAGCCGCUGCACAGCCAUUCAGUCCAGUUGCAGUUGUGUAUGAUGUGAUAGCCAGCCAAGGCACACUAACCGAACCUGUUCAAUUCCCAUCGGUUACUGCACGAGUCCCUUGUGGUCCUAGAUCGCCUAUGUAUUAUCGAACGAGCCAUACUUUCCGAAUGAGACCUGCCUUCCUGAAUUACCAAAUUCCCGUUUCGGAAAGAAAUGGAAAUGGUUUUGUCUCUCCAAAAACGAUGAAUCCUCAUGCACCAGAAUAUGUUCCGAGAAAAGCAUGGCAAGUGAAUGCGGUUACCGAAGAUUCAAAACCUGCUAAUGAAUCUGAUUCUUCUACAGAUUCUGAUUCUGUGGUUCCUAUUAGUUCUGGAGGUGAGAAACGUAAUAGGAAAAUUACGAGUGAUGUUCGAGGGGAGAGAUCCAAGAGAACCACCAGUACCGAUGCAGAGAAAGCCGAGCUGGCGAGGCAAAUACUACUGAGUUUCAUAGUGAAAUCGGUGCAGAAUACUUCGGAUUCCCCAAAUGCAGUGCCGGUUAAUGAAAAGAAGUAUGAAUCUUCGAGCAAUUCCGCCGAAGCAAUUGCAAACGACAGUGCAAUAAUCAAGAUUUUUUACGGGAAUGAUGAGAAGACAGCGUCAAAUUCCGAGACCAAUAGCCAGAAAACGGUGGAUUCAAAUAAAAACAAGAAUCGAGAUGGGGAAGGAUUUGUGCUCGUCACGAAACGGAGAAGAAACAAGCAGCAAUUCACAAACGGCGUGAACGGACUGUACAGUCAACAACAAUCAAUCUGUGCUUCAGUACGUUGAAGAGAGAGACAGAGAGAGCAUCUUCUAUCCUUCUCAUUCAUGAAGAUAUUUCAAAAAGGGCAUAAAAAUGUUCAAGAAUGAAGUCUAUGCCACCUCAUAUGCUCUCAACUAUACGCAAUCCUCAUAAUCGAUGAAAUUGCAUGCAUGACAGAGAGUUUGCUCGGUAGAAAGAUUUUUGUUCACCGAUUCCUUGAUUGUUUUUUCGCCUUUUGAAGUUCGGAUUUUAGUCCUUUUUGAAGCUUUCCAGCUUUACCUAACUUGAUGAAAGAUUCAUCAGAAAUGCAUAUUCUUUUUUUUCUGUAGUAUGAAAUAAAUAUUAUGUUGAACAGUACUUUUUUCCCUUUAGUAUUUGAUUUCAUGAGUAAAUAAAGGAAAUGAAUUUGACCUCUG